Messenger RNA from Penicillium coprophilum, 228 nucleotides. RefSeq lists its product as uncharacterized. The record is from RefSeq and is a predicted model, not a curated record. Bases 1 to 228 code for a protein of 75 amino acids. Lineage: Eukaryota; Fungi; Ascomycota; Eurotiomycetes; Eurotiales; Aspergillaceae. The transcript is spliced from 2 exons.
AUGCAUUUUUCUAAGUUGAUGUUUGCCGUUUUGACCGCUGGUGCCACCCUGAGUCUGGCUGUACCAACUGAAAACAACCAAGCAGCCGCUCAGGGGAAAUGCCCCUAUGGAUGGAAAUACUGCGGUUGUACAGGAAAAGGUGGUGGUGAUGGCGUUUUAUGUGGAACCAAAUCUGAGGCUGGCUGGGGCGACAGCGGGGGAUUCGAAUGCCCUGUCAAGGCCAAGUGA